Molecule: messenger RNA, 5860 nt
Organism: Alosa sapidissima (American shad)
Lineage: Eukaryota; Metazoa; Chordata; Actinopteri; Clupeiformes; Clupeidae
Gene: mical1
Product: microtubule associated monooxygenase, calponin and LIM domain containing 1
Molecular function (GO): protein binding; FAD binding
Source: RefSeq, a predicted model, not a curated record
CUCCUUCGUGUAAGAGUGGCAAUUGUAUUGUCUGUAUCCAUGGCGUAUGUUUUGUGUAGCUUAUGUUAAGAAUUUAAGAGGCGGUGUGUGGGAGAGAACAUAUUUAGUGGUUACCAGAAAACACAUGAAGCAUUUGUCUUUUUGUUAGCUGUAAGAAUGCUGCCACACUGUGCGAGCGAGCCCAUGGGCUUUGUAGCCUACAAAUGCGUUGUAGGCUACUUUUUACAAACUGUUUUUUAUGUUGUAUAACCUACUCAUUUUCAGCAUUCAUUAUACAUGUUAUUAAUAAGACGAAAACAUAUCUAAAUGUAACCUUGAUCAUAAGAUGAUGUCAUUGCCAUAAAAAAAGCGUAGAGAGAAAAUACCCCGGAAGAGGGGUUUGAUAGUAGUAGUGGUGCCACAGGUGAUAUUCCUAUAACAUAAGUCAACACAGCAAGCUGAGACAGGCAGCUGCGCGUCUUUUCUCCUUUACAACUUUUAAGAGAGUCUCAAACAGCUCAAUAAGUCUAUUCAUCCAGCGGUGGCACCAGACAUGUAGCCUAACUGCAACCUUGGACACAGAAUAACAAGCAUCACUAUCAGACUGUGGCCGGCAGCAGCAUGGCAGAGGCAGAUAAAGCCAGUCCUGCGCACGCCCUGUUCGACAGCUUCGUCCAGGCCGACACCUGCAAGGAAGUCCUGGGGAGCUUUUCUGAGUUGUGCCGCCACCUGGAGGUUGAUCCACGCGACUACAAGCACUUUUACGGCAAACUCAAAGACAGGCUGAACUACUGGAAGGCCAAGGCAUUAUGGGUAAAACUGGACAAGCGGGCUGCCCAUUCCGACUACAUGCAAGGCCAGGCAUGCUCCAAGAACAAGUGCCUGGUGCUGGGAGCAGGGCCGUGUGGCUUGCGCACAGCGGUGGAGCUGGCUCUGCUGGGAGCUAGGGUGGUGGUGCUAGAGAAGAGGGAGGCCUUUUCCAGGAACAACGUGCUCCACCUCUGGCCCUUCACCAUCGUCGACCUCAGAGAGCUGGCCGCCAAGAAGUUCUACGGCAAAUUCGCCACCGGAAGCCUGGACCACAUCAGCAUACGGCAGCUGCAGCUGAUCCUGCUGAAGGUGGCUCUGUUGCUGGGCGUGGAGGUGCACACAGGUGUGGAGUUUAGGGGUCUAAAGGAGCCGUCAGGGAACUCAGGAUGGAGAGCUCAGUUGUCUCCUGCAGGCCACCCUGCUGCUGAUUUCCAGUUUGAUGUUUUUAUUUCUGCAGGAGGGGGGCGCUAUGUCCCAGAGGGUUUCCAGAGGAAAGAGCUUCGAGGGAAGCUGGCCAUCGGCAUCACGGCCAACUUCAUCAACCGCCACACGCGCGCCGAGGCCCAGGUGCAGGAGAUCAGCGGUGUGGCUCGCAUCUACAACCAGAAGUUCUUCCAGGACCUGCACUCAGAGAUGGGUAUUGAUCUUGAGAACAUAGUUUACUACAAAGAUGAUACACAUUACUUUGUGAUGACGGCCAAAAAGAAGAGUCUGCUAAAGAAAGGUGUCAUCAAACAGGACUACAGUGAUGCUGAGCAGUUGUUGGCUCCGAGCAAUGUGUGUCAGGAGGCUCUGAUGCGCUAUGCGUAUGAGGCAGCCGACUUCUCCACCAGCAACCUUCUGCCCGGCCUGGAGUUUGCCCGUAACCAUGCCAACCGGCCAGACGUGGCCAUGUUUGACUUCACGUGCAUGCAUCGUGCAGAGAACGCCUCACUUGUCAGGGAGAGGAAGGGCAAGAGGCUGUUGAUGGCCCUGGUGGGGGAUUGUUUGGUAGAGCCAUUCUGGCCCUUAGGAACAGGUGUAGCCCGUGGGUUUCUUGCAUCAUUUGACACAGCGUGGAUGGUGAGGAGCUGGGGAAAGGGAGUGCCUCCCCUUCAGGUCCUUGCAGAGAGAGAGAGCGUCUACAAGCGGCUGUCUCAAACCAGUCCAGAGAAUACCAACAAGAACUAUGCCAACUACAGCCUCAACCCCUCCACCCGCUACCCCAACAUCAACACAAGCACCAUCUCACCCAACCAGGUACAGCAUCUCUAUGAUCGUGAAGACCUCACAGAUGACAGCCGCAAGAGAACGCUGAAGCAAACGACUCGCCUCCGCAAUGAGUCGGGUAGUGCCACUUUGGUGAACUUGCUGAAAUGGUGCCAGCGCAACACAAGCGGGUACAAGCGGGUGAAGGUGAAGGACAUGAAGGAGUCGUGGAGGUCAGGCCUGGCCCUGUGUGCCCUCAUCCACCGCUUCAGACCAGAGCUCAUGAACUUUUCCUCCCUGGAUGAGUCCAAUGCAGCCUACAAUAACCAGCUGGCGUUCGACGUCCUGCAGAGAGAGCUGGGCAUUGCCCCAAUCAUGUCUGGGGCUGACAUGGCUAGCUGCGUCCAGAUCGACCAGCUGUCCAUGAUGCUGUACCUCUCUCAGGUCCACAGUGCCUUCUCCAAACAAGCGCCUCCCACAGAUGAAAUCUGUCAGUUGGCGCCCUCCAAGCCAGUUUCCCUGUUCGCUGCCCGAUCUGCCAUCAGUUUCCUGAACAAGCUGAAACACAACUCCCUGCAGCGCCGCAAGGACAGCCUGGCUGCAGAGAGGAAGAGGACUCUGAGGAUGAGGAAGGAGGAGGGCGAGGAGGAGGAGGAGGAGGCUGUGACCCCCGUGACCCCUGUUGUCACGGUGACGCCCGGGGCCCCUGACUCGCCCGAGGCCCCCCUGGACAGCGAGGUGUGCUACUUCUGUGGCCAGCGGCUGUAUGUGCUGGAGCGAGAGAGCGCUGAGGGCAAGUUCUUCCAUCGCAGCUGCUUCACCUGCCACCACUGCAGCGCCACUCUCAGGCAGGGAGGCUACUCGCACCACCAGAGCACCGGAAGGUUCUACUGUGAGCUGCACUCUGAGGAAAUGGAACUGGGCCACAGGAAUCUGUCCACACACUCUGAGGAUGACUCAGCCUCGAGUGGAGAGGGCAGUGAUGAGGAGGUGUACUGGAAGAGUGAGGUGAACAAGUCCGAUCCAGCACCUGCCUCGGCAGACUCUGCUGUGGCAGAGCGGUCACCUGAUCCUCACCCUGUCCCCAAGAAGGCCUCCCCGCACAGGCCGUCCAAGCUGCCGGAGCCUGGGCACAAAGCGGCAUCAGAGGACUCCGCCAGUGCCAGCCCCGUGCCCGCUCCACGCGGGGCACACGCGCGCCAACCUCAGUCCCCCCCCACGCCAAAGCCACGCACCGUCCAUCUUCCGGCAUUCCCUACCAAGCCCUCACCCCCCCUGGACCAACGCCAGACAAAGCCUGAGGCUGUGAAGGAGGAGGAGGAGGAGGAGGAGACCCCCAGCGGUCAAGCUGAGAACGGACGUGUGAACGGAGCGGACAGCGCCUCCCCCAGGUCAGAAACCAGAAGUGCGAACGGAGCGGACAGCGCCUCCCCCAGGUCCGAAACCGCAAAGCUGCGGAAGCUGCAGCUGUCGGACGAGGAGCGCAGUCAGCUGGGCAGCCUGAGCUACAGCCAGGACUCGGACUCGGAGACGCCGGCCUCCUCAUCGGCCUCGUCCUCCUCCUCCUCCAAGCGCGUGGACGGAGGGGCGGAGGGGGCCGGUCAGCAGGAGGGGAGCUUCUGGAGCGCGGGCCGGCCGGGGAGCCACGUGCGGGAGCACCGCAACCGCCGCUGCGUCCGGAGGAAGACCGAGCCGCCCGGCGGAGGCGCCAACGGAAGCCAGCAGGGCGGUCGCGUGCGCUCCAAGUUCUCCCCCUGGAACCUGUCGUCCCCGCGGCUCGGCCAGCACCACCGUCUCAGCGUCCACGUGGCGGGAGCUGAUGGAGUUCAUUCAAGUAGCUAUGCAUCAGGAGAGGAGAAUGGUGAUGAUGAGGAUGAUGACUUCGACAUGUAUUCAGACAGCAUUGAUUUUCAGGAGGUACAGGCCCCCUCUGACCCGGUCGAGGCGCACAAGUUGGAGCUGCGCAAGAUGAGGACGCUGGAGCGCCGGGCCAAGAUGAGUGAGAUCCAGCGCUUCCACAGAGCACAGUCGAUCCAGAGACGGCUGGAGGAGAUUGAGGUGACGUUUAAGGACCUGGAGGUGAAGGGAGUUGACCUGGAGAGAACUCUCAGGGAGGAGUCAGAUUCAGCUGAUUCGGACCUGAUCGGCCAGUGGAUCGAGCUUGUCCAGCAGAAGAACGCACUAGUAUCUGAGGAGUCUGACCUCAUGGUGGCCUCACGCCAGCUGGAGCUGGAGGAUAAGCAGAGCAUGCUGGAGCUGGAGCUGAGACGCUGCAUGGAGAUGAGUGACUCUGAGAAGAGUGCUGAGCAGCGUGAGGCGGAGGAGCGGGCGCUGGCGGAGAUGCUGGAGGUGGUGGACAUGCGGAGCUCCCUGGUGGCCUUCCUGGAGGAGAAGAGGCUGAAGGAGCUCAGCGAGCCCCAGCUCACCAGCGCCCUGCUGGAGACCACGAGACACGCCACCGCCACCGCCAACACCCAUAUGCACUGGGACUAAUGGGGCCCCAGAUCACACACACACACACACACACACACACACCAUGCAUUCACAAACACACUCCUCACAUAUGUGUUUAAUACACAAGACUUUUUCAUGCACGCCGUCAUUAUGAGACUUUUGAACUUGAAAAGCCAAAGACUUUGAAAAUAUUUCCGUUUCACAUGCGUGUACAUGCACAUUAUCACACACAAGCAAACACACCCACAAAUAGAGGCACACACACUCACACACGCACACACUCACAGAGCCCUCACUGCCUAGCCUUAAAAGACUCAAGGGAAGCAGCAUUCUUUCUCUCUGUCUCCCUUUCUUUCUCUCUCUCUCUCUCUCUGCCGAGUCAGCACCCUGAGAGCCAGUGCUGUGGCCACUGCGCUGACGUGAUUAUGAGAUUAUGAAUGUACAUAAAUCAUUAUCUCCUCUCCUCACAUUAGUGGGCCUCAGCCAAGCACAGAGUCACCUAGAGAUGAUGCUCAUAUCCGUAUUACUCAAAGUAUUUACAAUGUGUCAUAUUUGAUAUAUUUAGAGAUUUAUGCUAUCCAGUUUUGGAGUGUAAUACAAUCACAGAAGAAUAUUAUGUAAUAUUUUGUCAAUGUAAUUAUUGUUAUAUGCUGAGGACAUUAUUAUUAUAAUUAUUAUGGUUAUUAUUAUAAUGAUUAUUAAUAUUAUCAUUAUUAUUAUCAUUAAUAUACUCCUUGUGACAUUUGAGCACAUUUUGCAUGCAUCAUUGGUAUUGCUCAGUUGAAUGGUGGUUCUCAGGGCUGGAGCAGAAAUGUAAUGUGGUGUGCUGCCAAGCAGAUACACACUCAUCCACAGUGUUCCUGAGUCAGGAGAUUCAAAACGUGCUGAAAUACUCUGCGGGAGAACAAGGGUCCAUCAAAGACAUGGUUCUCAAAGGUGAGCUACACUUGCUCUGUUCACAGUAGCCAUGUAGAGCUGUCUUCGUAACAAAUGUAGCAAAACUUUGAGGCUGAACAUUCCCUUGUGAAAGCUGUGUUUCUUUAGUUUGUUUUUUCCUUUCAUUGUUGCCUAUGUGCAGCCGGGACUGCUUCAAGUACACAAUACUAAUAAAUAUUGGAUUGCUUUAUAUCCUAAUGUGUUUUUGGAGCCAAACAUAGGCCAUGCAAACAUAAAAAUACACACACACACCAUUUCAAUACAAACACACACAUCUGUCUCUUCAUGGAUAGCCAUGAGGGGGUGGAUUGGAACAAUGACUAAAGCAACCAACUCAAUAGUUAGGCCUAACUUUUCCUAGAAUUAAAAAAAGCCACUAUAUGUAUGAAAGAAAGAAGAGCCGGUUUAUUGAGGGACCAGUAUGUUCUAACCGAUUUCAAGAAAAUAUGUAUUUUGUAUUUUUGUGGAUGUCAAUAAAAAAACUGCAAAUGUG